GGCGGCUCCUCCCCCCGCGCCUCGCAGUGCGCAUGCGCCGACUCACCUGCUCGGGUGUGUCCGCGCGGAGGAGCGGCUCGCCAGCCCGCAUUUUGCUCUCAGCUCCAGCGAUGGCGACGGCGACGGCGGCGAUCGUCGCGCUUCUGCUCGGCUUGUCGGGGUGGCGGGCCGCGGCGCGGGACAUCCUGCCGCCGGGCCCCGUGGACGCCGCGGUGGGCAAGAACGUGACCCUGGCCACCCUCUUGCAGAAUCCCGAGUACUCCUUCAUCAUCUGGAACUUCAACGACGGCCGCGAGCAGACUCACGUGGCCACCGUGGGCUCCGCCGGACUCAAGGUGAACGCGCCCUACGAGGGGCGCGCGUCCGUGGACGCCACCAGCGGCGCGCUGCGGCUGAGCGCGCUCACGACGGACGACAGCGGAGACUUCAGCGUCAGCGUCGUGAGCGCGGACGGCGGGACCGAGACCGCCGAGAUACGGCUGCGCGUGCUGGAGCCGGUGUCGGGCGUGCUGGUGAGCGCUGACGCGGCCGAGGCGGUGGAGCACAACAGCACGCUGGUCCUGACCUGCGCCGCCAACGGCUCCUUCCUCCGGUUCACCUGGCUCAACGAGACCCGGCCCAUCGUCGCCUCCGACAGCGAGCGGCUGUCCGUCGAGGAGAGCGAGGCGAGCAGUCGACUGACCAUCGCGCGCGUCCUGCGCACCGACCUGGCGCGACCGAUUUUCUGCAGCGCCGCCAACCAGCUGGAGACGGAGAAGAGCGCCCCCUUCACCCUGCCCGUCCACUACGGUCCGGACGAGGUCACCGUCACGGCCUCCGACCCGUCCCGGUUCGUCCGGGCCGACUCCGACUUCAACCUGACGUGCGCGACGCGCUCCAGCCCGGCGGCCACCUUCACGUGGUACCAGAACCAGACCCUGAUGGACUCCGUCGGGCCCGUGCUGCCGCUGGAGGCCGUGCGGCGGCGCCCCCUGUGGCGAGAGACGAGCCGGUACACGUGCAGAGCCACCAACGCCGAGACCGAGCGAGUCGUCGCCUCGCCCGCCGUCUCCUUCGCGGUCGUGGAAGCGCUGUCGGGCGUGGAAUUGAGCGGCCCGGCCGUCGGCGCCGUCCUCCUGGCCGGCGAGGACUCGGCCAACCUCAGCUGCGCGGCGGCGGCGGGCGUCGUCGACGAAAGGACGUGGCUGAAGGACGGCCGGCCCCCGGCGAUCGACGGCGGGCGCGUGACCGCGGCGCCCGACGGCUCCUGGAUCAGCUUGGCGCCGCUGCGCGAGGACGACAACGGGCGCUACGAGUGCCGCCUCGCCAACGCCGUCAGCGAGCAGAAAGCGGCGUACGAGCUGGUCGUCAACUACGGUCCCGAGGCGGCCGCGGUGAGCGGCGAGAGCGCGGUGGAGCUGCGCGACGCCGUCACCCUCCGCUGCACGGCCGCGUCCGUCCCGCCCGCCAACUUCACUUGGAAGUUCAACGGGACGCUGACCGGCGUCAAGACGCCCACGUACGCCAUCGCCGAGGCCGUGUACAAGAACACGGGCGCGUACACGUGCCAGGCGCACAACGCCGUCACCGGCAAGAACGUCUCGUCCACGCACAACCUGUCCGUCAAAGAGGAGGGCGCGCUGGAUGAAGGCCUGUCGGACGGCGCCAUCGCGGGAAUCAUCAUCGGCAUCCUGGCCGCCUUGGGCGUGGCCAUCGGCGUCGUCAUGUACUGCAGACAGAAAGUUCCGGUGGAGUCACCGUACUAGUGAACUUCGUGCACACAGCCGGAGGUUCCAGUCCGACCAUCGAACUUGUGGCGUCUCCACGCGGGGGGGCUGCAUUUCGGAUCUGCCGCGCUGGCCACGACGCGGACUUCUGUUUGUCGGGUCCGUUGCGGCGAUCUCCUUCGCUGUCCAUUGUCUUUUGUUCGUCGCCUUCAACAUGACCGCCUCCGCCACCUGACCGCCUUGUUUCCGCCCCGCCCACCCGCCGCUUCCCACUGCCACGAGCUCUUCGCUGAGCCGCAUACCAACAGCUUUGCUGACUGCUGGAAACCUGACACACACACACACACACACACACACACACACACACUGUGUCGUGGGUGGAGUUUGAAGUUUGUCGACAUUCCGUCUGUUGACUUAGUUAUUUUUUUUCUUUUUUUGCCUCCACAUCCGACUUGAAUUGCGACAUCUGACUAACAAAAAGUUCAAAAUGUGUUUCGAAUUCGUGCAACAUGCUGAGAUCCUUCCAUGUAAUUCCGCUGUUCCCCUUGAGGGGCAGCACUCAGUCCAACUAAGCAAAGUGCGUACAGUGACACGUGCGGGCGCCAUUUUGUCACCCGACCUGACACGACCGUCGUCACAAUGGAACUCAAUCCGCUAAACGCGCAAUCUACUUCCGCAUUCGACAAAACGGGUCGAGAUCGGAUCAAAGCGACCGUAGGAACUUGAAACGUCCACCGUCUUUUUUCAACGUGAGCGGUCACCGCGAUUGGUUUAGGUUUGAUUCGUUUAGCUUUUGUACAUAUCGACGUUUGAAAUGACUUCAGGUUAGUGUGUGCGUCUUUUUGUGUGGGCACUGAAGUAUUUAUUGUGUGAAAAGUGGAGUUAUUAGUCACCGCGGGUCACACGCUAGCUCGUUAGUACGUUGUCAUUUUGUCAUGUGACCUGUCAAUCAACAUCCGUGCCGCCUCUCGUGUAGCGUCAUGCUAAGUGUGGCUAGCUUCCAUCAGUUUAUUUCUUUUUUUUUUAUGGCUUUGAACACGCAAAAUGUCUGCGUUUUUAGUUCUGUCUACUUGUGGGUAAAAGAGAAUAAAGAAGUUGUUCCCCACUUUGA
Messenger RNA from Phyllopteryx taeniolatus (common seadragon), 2817 nucleotides. RefSeq names its product carcinoembryonic antigen-related cell adhesion molecule 5. The transcript is spliced from 10 exons. The record is from RefSeq and is a predicted model, not a curated record. Bases 33 to 1745 code for a protein of 570 amino acids. NCBI's taxonomy places the organism in Eukaryota, Metazoa, Chordata, Actinopteri, Syngnathiformes, Syngnathidae.